AUGCUUGAUGAAUGGUGUGGUGAGGAUGUAGAACUCAUCAGUUGUGACCUUGUUGGCUUCUUGUUUGCAUUGGAAAGUGGUGGAGAUGAGGCGGUGCACAUAGCGAAUGGCUGGAUGGUGAUUCUAGACACCUUUGACCUUGAAGGCAAGAAUGGUUCAUUGGCAAAGUGUGUCCAAUCAGCAAAGGCAGCUUGUUUCCUCUUUGAGUUCUCCUUGAAGUCAUGUGCUGUCUCAUUGGGAAGUCCAAAGAGUUGGCAUAGAGCUGAGAUGAGAUGCGCCCAUUGGCAUCGCCUAUCUUGA
Messenger RNA from Microthlaspi erraticum, 300 nucleotides. Lineage: Eukaryota; Viridiplantae; Streptophyta; Magnoliopsida; Brassicales; Brassicaceae. The record is from the annotation of a GenBank genome assembly.